GAGCGCAAAGACGCGCUGCUCGGUCCAGUGCGGCCAGCGGCGCCGCCGGAACCGGGGAUGUCAGUGCUGGUGCUGCUUCUCGCUCCCCACCCCGCGCGCCUCUCGCACUAUGGCCGUCCCGCCGCAGCUACUAGCCCUGCUCCAUGCGGUCAACGAACUGUUGCGCAAGCGCCGCUACCACUCUGCUUUGGCCAUGCUUAAAGGCUUCCGGAACGGGGCAGUGUGA
Leptonychotes weddellii (Weddell seal) is the source of this 226-nucleotide messenger RNA. NCBI's taxonomy places the organism in Eukaryota, Metazoa, Chordata, Mammalia, Carnivora, Phocidae. The record is from RefSeq and is a predicted model, not a curated record.